Molecule: messenger RNA, 2901 nt
Organism: Fibroporia radiculosa
Lineage: Eukaryota; Fungi; Basidiomycota; Agaricomycetes; Polyporales; Fibroporiaceae
Exons: 7
Coding region: 1-2901 (966 amino acids)
Biological process (GO): carbohydrate metabolic process; N-glycan processing
Cellular component (GO): glucosidase II complex
Molecular function (GO): carbohydrate binding; alpha-glucosidase activity
Source: RefSeq, a predicted model, not a curated record
AUGCGGGCAUUCUGCUCACUUCUGCUGCUGGCCGCUGUGCCAGCAGUAUUGGCGGUCAAGACCCAAGACUUCAAGACAUGCUCGCAGUCUGCAUUCUGCCGCAGAGGUCGUGGAUUGUCGGCUAGAGCGCAAGAGGCUUCAUCGUCGUGGGUUUCUCCGUAUUCCGUAGAUGCGUCUACUAUCUCAAUCGCGCCCAACUUGGCGUCGUUCACCGCUGCGGUCAAGUCAUCACUGUACCCUGACAUCAAGUUUGGACUAGACGUACGGAUACAUGAUGACGGCGUGGUGCGGGUGCGCAUGGACGAAGUCGAUGGACUGCGCAAGCGCUACGAUGGUGCUGCAUCCUGGGCACUUGUAGCUGAGCCCGAGCUCAGUAGUAAGAUCCGCUGGUCCGUUGGCAAGGCGGAUGUGCGCGCCAAGUACGGGGACAAGAAGGACGUCGAAGUCGUCGUCGCGUUUAACCCAUUGCGAGUGACACUACUCCAGGGAGGAAAAGAGCAGGUAGUACUUAAUGGGAAGGGGCUCUUGCAUAUGGAACACUUCCGGGCGAAAGAGAACAGCCCCAAGGAGGAGCCUGCGGGUGAGAGUGAGCAGGUAGUGAUGCAAGUCAACAAUAGGGCGUGGUUCGAGGGCGAUAGUGAGGAUGAAUAUUGGGAGGAGAAGUUCGGCUCGUGGACGGACAGCAAGCCAAAAGGUCCCGAAUCGCUCUCCCUUGAUAUCUCAUUCCCGAACCACGGACAUGUCUAUGGUAUCCCUCAGCAUGCGACGCGUCUCUCAUUGCCGACCACAACAGGCGAGAAUGCUUACUACUCCGAGCCAUACCGUCUGUAUAACGCAGAUGUGUUUGAGUAUCUUGCCGAUUCGCCGAUGUCACUGUAUGGCUCCAUCCCGGUCAUGCAUGCGCACUCGGCCGGAUCGACUGUCGCGAUCUUCAAUGCCGUUGGGUCAGAAACAUGGAUUGAUGUCGCGCAUCCCUCGCCCAAGUCCACCGAGACGCACUGGAUCUCCGAAUCCGGUAUUCUAGACGUUUUCAUCAUGCCGGGGCCGACGCCUGCAGACAUCUUUGCACAGUACACCAGACUCACAGGCACACCUGCGUUGCCGGCGCAUUGGGCACUUGGAUACCACCAGUGCAGAUGGAACUACAUCAGUUCUAAUGAUGUGCGUGACGUGCAGAAGCGCUUCGAUAUGGAGGACAUGCCCGUCGAUGUAUUUUGGCUGGACAUUGAGUAUGCCGAAGAGCACAAGUACUUCAUUUGGGAUAAAAAGAACUUCCCGGACCCAGUAGACAUGAUGCACGAUGUGGAAGAUAUUGGCCGCAAGAUGGUUGUUAUUAUUGAUCCGCAUUUGAAGCGCACGGACAACUAUCCUGUAUAUCAGGAAGCAAACGAACGCGGUCUACUCGUAAAGUCAGCGGAUGGAGAGAAGGAUUAUGAAGGGUGGUGCUGGAGCGGUAGCAGCGCCUGGAUUGACUUUUUCAACCCGAAUAGCUGGGACUGGUGGAAGACUCUGUUCAAGACGUUGCCUCAAGGCGACAGGUGGUCUUGGACGGACAGUACAAUAGACACGUACAUCUGGAACGAUAUGAAUGAACCAUCGGUGUUCAACGGACCAGAAAUUAGUAUGCCCCGCGACAAUGUUCACCACGGGGGUUGGGAACACCGCGAUAUCCACAAUAUCAAUGGGAUGCUUUUGCACAAUUUAACGUCUCAGGCGGUCAUGACUCGCACCGACCCACCGAGGAGACCAUUCGUUCUGACACGCUCUUUCUAUGCCGGUUCCCAGCGCUUUGGCGCAAUGUGGACGGGUGAUAAUCUGGGUACGUGGGAGCAUAUGGCCGCUGGCGUCCGCAUGGUGCUCGCGAACAACAUUGGAGGCUUCAGUUUUGCAGGAUCCGACGUUGGCGGUUUCUUCGGGAACCCCGAUUCAGAGAUGUUGGUGCGAUGGUACCAAGUCGGCAUCUUCUCGCCGUUCUUCCGUGCGCACGCCCACAUCGACACCAAGAGGCGUGAGCCAUAUCUCUUGGACGAGCCAUACAAGAGCAUCAUCCGGAAUGUCUUGCGUAUGCGCUACAGUAUGUUGCCGGUGUGGUACACAGCCUUCCGCGAGACGAGUGUGACCGGCUUGCCGGUCUUGCGACCCCAUUACGUCGCCUUCCCCCAUGACGAGGCAGGUUUCGCGAUAGACGACCAAUUCUUUGUGGGCAGCUCCGGGCUGCUGGUCAAGCCUAUUGUCGAAAAGGGUGCGACGCACACCACCGUGUAUCUUCCGGAAGAUCAGGUUUAUUACGACUAUUUCACGCAUGAUGUGCACCGCGGAGCAUCGAAGGGAAAGAGCGUUACCAUCCAGGCCGACCUGCACAAGACACCUCUUCUCAUUCGCGGAGGAUCCAUCGUACCUACACGCGAGCGCCCAAGGCGAUCAUCUCCGCUUAUGAAGUACGACCCAUUCACCUUGCGCAUUGCCCUGAGCAAUCAGGACGUGGCGCAUGGAGAGCUGUACCUCGACGACGGCGAAACGUACUCUCACCGCGAUGGCCACUUCGUGUGGCGGGAAUUUAUUGCUGAGAAGACGGAGAAGAAAUCCAAGGCUGUGCGCAUCAGCAGCCGGAAUCUGGCUGCGCAAAAACCGGGAGAGGCGGUCGAUGGUGUAGCGCUGACAAAAUACGACGGCUCUAACGACUUCGCAAAGAGCAUGGCCGAUGUGCGAGUGGAGAGGGUUGUGAUUUUUGGCGCAGCUACGAAACCGGCCAGUGUGAAGAUGGGUGACUCGGAGCUUCAGUGGGAGUACACGCAAGGAGUGGCAGCGUCCGACAAAAGAGAAGGCAUGGCUAGCGUGCUGGUCAUCAAGGAUCCCGGCGUCAGCAUUACAAGCGACUGGGAAAUCGUGGUCCAGGCUUGA